Molecule: messenger RNA, 2531 nt
Organism: Anopheles maculipalpis
Lineage: Eukaryota; Metazoa; Arthropoda; Insecta; Diptera; Culicidae
Product: SANT and BTB domain regulator of class switch recombination
Exons: 4
Coding region: 1-2511 (836 amino acids)
Source: RefSeq, a predicted model, not a curated record
AUGACGUCACGUCCUUCCGAUGCCAGUUUUGACAGUUGUCAAAUUGCAAGGCUACCAACGGGAGAACGCGAAAUCGAAAUGAAAUCGCCUAAGUCGGCAGAGUCUAUUUCAAUGCACGAUUUUCUCGAGUUCCUGAACGUAACCUGCCAGGUAAAUGAUUCCUUCAACAGCGGCAAGAAAAAUCCUCCCACCUUCGAUUACAAUCAACUGGCUCGCAAUGAACUGGUUAACAGCAUUCAACAGAAUGCUCGCUCAACGGCGUCCGGUGGUGUGAAAUCAGUCGAAACUCCGUCAGCAAUUUCCCCCGCAAGAAACGCACCAACAACGACCGGUGCAAAAAGGGACAUGAAAGCUGAUGAUACACGCUCCCCGGCAGAAAAGAAGUUGCCAGUGAAAAAGCGAACCGUGUCUCAAAAAUCGCAAAAGAGUAAACCGGAAACGGUCGAGGUGCCGAAAAACCGGCUCGAAACCGUUUUGAACGAAAAGCUUGACGAGGUGCUGAACGAGGGCAUACUGGAUUCGGUGCUUCCAUUCAUUUGUCCAUCCAAUGGGUCUGGCUAUCAUCACAAAAGCGGAACCGGACAGAAGUUGAACGCAAACAACGCACUCGGCGGGGUGAUACAAUCCCUUAACGGAUCAACCUCGAUCGGAGUGGGUUGUUCCGGUGGUUCCGGCGGUAAAUCGGCUACCAGUGGAGCUUCGUCACCCGAUACACAGAGCGGUAGCAGUGGUAAAAAAUCUACACUUUCGGCCGUUGGAGAUGUUUCGCAAAAUUUUCUCAUCGCCAGCAGCUCCACCAAAGCUGGCUUGCGAAGAAAGUCAUCGAUCGCCCAGAUCGCCAUUCCCGACAGCCGUGCGGAGCCCGAGGUGGUCAUUCACGUGUGCGACGAGGUGAAGGGUUCGUCGAGAGAUUUCUCCUGUCCGCAGAAAUUGCUCAUCACCAAAAUGGGCUACUUUGCCGAUGUGACCGCGGGUCAGCGGCUGGAAGAUAUGGACAUUUCGGUGCAUUGCGAUCUGCAAAUUUUCGAAUGGCUCAUGAAGUGGGUGAAAAAGGAAUCGGUGGCCCAGGACGAAUGGCCCGCUCUAGAUCCAACGAAUGUCAUACCGAUACUGGUAUCGGCCAGCUUUCUCCAAAUGGAACCGCUGCUACUCGAUUGCCUUUCGUUCUGCCACGCUCGACUUAACGAAGUCGUGAAGGCUUCCGCAAAUCUGGCCUGUCUGAACGACAGCAUCAUCACGCGGCUGGCAGCCAUGUUUACGAACCUCGAGCUGGAGGUGGUAAAGGACAAGAAGGACCGUAUUGCACCACGUCUCUGGACCAAGCUCAUCGCCAGUCUGUGUGACAUCGAACCGCAGGCACUGCGCGGCCAUUACGCGACGCUGGCCGGCAUGUUCCGUUGCUUAAAGUGUGGAAAGUUCCUAACCCAAACGGUCAGCUCGUACAUUCACUGUUUACCGCAAAACUUGCGCCUCAAUCGAUGGGGCCAGCUGAUCAGUGCGCACGUGAAGGACCCCACGUGGAACAUUAACAAUUAUGUUUCGAGCUUGCACAAAGAAUUGCGCUCAUGGCGCAAGGUCUAUUGGCGUCUUUGGGGCCACUGUCACUUCCUGUACUGUUCGAUAUGUGACACACACUUCCCGGUGAGUCAGAUGAUGUGGUGCCAGUACCAUCCGGAGCAACCGCAGUUUCUUGGCCCAGCCGCGGAAGGUCGCGUGGCGGGUCCUGCCGGCCGAUAUCCUUGCUGUGGCAAGCAGGCCUAUCGGUAUGAAGCAUUGCCAGGGCCUUCGGGUUGCCUUUUUCGCGAACACACUGUCCAGGUGGAAGCGGAUCGCGAUCGUGCAGUGUUGCAGCUAGCACUGCACGCAUCCGAAGGCGGCUGUCUGUAUGAACAGCCUCCCUUUAAACCACCCAACACAUCCGCCGACCCGUGGUGGAGUGGAAUCGGCAUAGUGCCGCACCGUUCCCGCCAAGGCCUGCUGCCAACGUUCCACGUGGACGGUGAUGCGAUGGUUAACCAUCAUCACCAUCAUCGUUCGAGUCGCCAAAUGUCGCAAUCGGCGCUGGACACCGAAACUGACACGGACUCAGAUGAGUAUGAUAAAUCCGGCACAAACCAGAGCCGCAGUACGAGCAGCAGUUCGGAUGGGGAGGAAUCGGAGUACAGCAGUCCACCAUCGUUUCAACAUCAACAGUUGCAACAGCAGCAGCAACAGCAGCAACCGCAACAGCAAGCAAAAGAUAUGAAGCGUAAGCCGAAACUUUCGUACGGACGGCACUGGGCAGGGGAUAUGUCCGCGCGCAGCAAUCAAGACAACCAGCGCGAGUUUGAGGAGCGAGCAAUGAAGCAGAUCAUUACGAUGGUUGGUAAGCGCACCGGCGGUGAACAGAAUUUACAGUAUCAAACAUACCAACAGGGCGGUACGUACAUUAAGCUCGAGUUGGAUUGGCGCGAAUCGAUCAAGCAGAAAAAUUUGGCCAGUCUGAAGAUGAAAACGAACGGCACGAAAUGAUUGCUGUUAGUUGAUUUGCG